UCCGGGUAACCGGCGAUCUCCAUUUUGUGAUCGACUUUAAUUUAAACUGCGUCAUUCCAGCGGCGGCUCCGUGGAGGUGUUCAUUGUUUAGGAUGAGUUCCCGAGUGUUCAUCGGUAGAUUGAGCCCUCAUGCUACUGAGAGAAAUGUGGAGAAAUUUUUCAAAGGGUAUGGGCGAAUUAAGGAAAUUGAUUUGAAGAAUGGUUUUGGAUUUGUGGAGUUUGAAGAUUACAGAGAUGCAGAAGAUGCAGUUUAUGAGCUGGAUGGAAAAGAGUUGUGCAAUGAAAGAGUUACAGUUGAACAUGCCAGAGCGCGCCCUAGAGGAGGACGUGGAGGGGGACGGUUUCAAGGUCGCUUUAGCCAGCGUUGGUCCCGUAGUAGUGGAGGAGGAGGAAGAAAUGGGCCUCCAGUUCGUACAGAAAACCGAGUGAUUGUUGAAAAUCUCUCUUCACGAGUUAGUUGGCAGGAUCUGAAGGACUUUAUGAGACAGGCCGGAGAAGUGACUUUUGCAGAUGCACACAGACACAAACUCAAUGAAGGGAUUGUAGAAUUUGCAUCCUAUAGUGACCUGAAGAAUGCACUUGACAAGUUGUCUGGAACAGAACUUAAUGGAAGGAGGAUCCGACUGAUUGAAGAACGUAAACAAUACAGGUCUCGGAGCAGGUCCCGAUCCCGUAGUCGCAGUUCAUCCAGAUCUCGUAGCCGAACACGUAGCCGAUCUAGGUCCAGAGGCCGCAAGUCCUACAGUAGGUCAAAGAGUAGGAGCCGCAGUAAAACACGUUCUCGUAGCAGAUCACCUGUGCCUGCUAAGGAGCAGAAAGGCCGGUCUCCUUCCCCAGCUAAAUCCCCACAGUCAGCAGAGCGUCCAAGAUCUCAUUCUCGAUCCCGGUCUCGUUCUCGGUCAAAAUCCCGGUCUCGUUCCCGAUCCAGAUCACCUUCUGCUGAGAGUGCUGAAUGAAUGUUGUUUGUUACUUCAUAAAUUGGACUUUUACCCUAAGUGAAAAUUGGUGUACAAAAAGCCAAGUAGGAAUCAGUGAAUAUCUGUCAAAGGAUUGCAGAUUUCAUUUGUUUACUUAAAGGCACAAUAUGUGCGGUUGCUUAACGCACAGAACUGUUGACUUGAUUGCAAUUCACUUUCAUUUAGAAAAAAUUAUCUACUUGUUUUCAAUAUUGAUUUCAUUAGCUGAUCUCUUUCUUUUUCUUUCUAUAAUAUUGAAUACCAUUUCAACAAAUUAUUUUUUCUUGUGCAUAGCUUCAAAUAAAUAUCCCAGAAAAUUGUACAUUUACAUUGGUUUGUGAACAUGUUUCUGAAGUUCUUUUUUGCCCUUGACCAUACAUAUCACCUUAGAUAGUCUUCACAUUGCUGGAUAUGUUUCAGAAAUUCCAUUGCAACAAAUCUUCAAUGUACCACUGAGUGUAUAAGGUAGACAGAGAAAGAAUAAUGUGUAAUGUUGCAUGUACAUUCAUUUUGUACAUUAAAUACCUACCUUGGUUUGCUGUAAUAUUUGCAUUUGUGCAACAAAGGCAAAUUUACAUGCUAUGAAUAACCUGGCCCUAAUGCUUAUAAAGACAGUGGAUGAACAUGUCUGACUUCCUAGGUAGCAUUGAAAUAUUUACAAUAGAGUUACCGGUAUCUUCAGAAUUGUACUAUUUUAUCUCUAUGGGAAACAUGGAAUAAGAAUAAAGUUAUCUUCUCUAGCUAACCAUAGAACAAUACAGGCCCUUCGGCCCACCAUGUUGUGCUGUCCUUCAAACCACACCUAAGACUACCUAACCCCUUUCUCCCACAUAUCCCUCUAUUUUAAAUUCCUCCAUAUGCUUAUCUAACAAUCUCUUGAACUUGACCAACAUAUCAGCCUCCACCACCACCCCAGGCAGCGCAUUCCAUGCACCAAAUUCCUCUCAAUAUUUUGUGUACCUCUAUCAUGUCUCCCCUUAUCCUCCUCCUCUAGCCAUCCUUCUGCUCUUCAUGUACGAGAAAAAAGCCUUGGGAUUCUCCUUAACCCUACUCGCUAAAGCCUUUUCAUGUCCCCUUCUUGCUCUCCUCAGCCCCUUCUUAAGUUCCUUGCUUGCUACUCUAUAUUCCUCACGAGCCCUAUCUGAUCCUUGCUGCUUACACCUUGCGUUUGCUGCCGCCUUCUUCCUAACUAGUUGUUCCACCUCCCUUGUCAACCAUAAUUCCUUCACCCUGCCAUUCCUUCUCUGCCUCACCGGAACAAAUUUAUCCCUAACAUCCUGCAAGAGAUCCUUGAACAUAGACCACAUCUCCACAGUACAUUUCCCUUCAAAAAUGUCAUCCCAAUUUACACACUCAAGUUCUCGCCUUAUAGCCUCAUAAUUAGCCUUUCCCCUAUUAAAUAUCUUCCCGUCCUCUUUACUCCAAUCCCUGUCCAUGACAAUGCCAAAGGUUAUGGAGCAGUGGUCACUGUCCCCCAAAAUGCUCACCCACCGAGAGAUCUGUCACCUGACCUGGUUCAUUACCUAAAACUGGAUCUAAUAUGGCAUCCCCUCUAGUUGGCCUGUCAACAUACUGUGUUGCAGGGUGUGUUUUUAAUGUCAUGCACUAUAUAAUGCAGCAUUUCUACUUUAUUUUGCCAGAUCAUUGGCAGCUCAUGAAAGCAAUUCCAGAAUUUAGAUUUGAAGUAAAUUUGUUUCUUUAAAAUUAGCAAUAAGUCCCAAGAUUUAAUCCCACUUGAGUCACUGAUCUUAAUUAAAUUUUCGUUCCUUCCAGGAAGUUGUAGUUUAUGCUGUAGUAUAACUAGGGUGAAAGUACUUUUGGUUAUGCAGCUGUGAAUCUAGACAGUUUUGAUCUUUUAAAAGGGGUCUUCGGAUGGGAGUUGACUACCAUUGUGUUCAGCUGAUGUAUGAUGUAUUUGAGCAGCUGAGGCCUAUCAUGCUGAUCAUCUGGGAAGUGUACAAAGAGUUUCAAUUUCCAUCUGUACUGAACCAUCACUAUUGGUUGUAUCAUUAUAACUUAGUAACUUUUAUAAUGAAAUAACAUUGAUAUGUUUGUAUGUAUGUAGAUGGAAAAGAAUUAAAAUGAAAAGAUUGCACAGAA
Molecule: messenger RNA, 3056 nt
Organism: Pristis pectinata (smalltooth sawfish)
Lineage: Eukaryota; Metazoa; Chordata; Chondrichthyes; Rhinopristiformes; Pristidae
Product: serine/arginine-rich splicing factor 5-like
Exons: 8
Coding region: 93-956 (287 amino acids)
Cellular component (GO): nucleus; ribonucleoprotein complex; cytoplasm
Molecular function (GO): mRNA binding
Source: RefSeq, a predicted model, not a curated record